AUGAGGAACCGGUGCGUCUGGCUCUUCCUGGGCCUGGUCUUUCUGGCCAUCAGUGUUUCCGGCGAGUCCCUGAUCGAGGUGGACGAGAAUGGCGACGAGUAUGAGCUGAAGCGUUUCUAUAUUCAGGGGCGCCAGCUGAAGGGCGAUGGCAGCCAGUCGCAGUGCGUCGUGACCAGGAGGAAGCGCUCCGGCAGGGCUCUCUCCGCGGGAGCUAAGACCGGAGAGACUGGAGCAAGUGUCCAGGUCAGUUCGCAGACAUUGAAUGUGGAGAGUUUACCGGCAAUGAUGGAGCAUCGUGAGGGUGCUGCCACCCUCCAGGAGGUGGAUCCCAGCAAGAGGCGGUAUGUGGCUCUAACUGGAGUGCACUACGAACCGCAUGUUCCCAACGAUGAUGAUGCUGAUGCGGAUGAGGAUGAUGAUGAUGACGAAGAUGAUGACGAGGAGCUGGAGGAUGAGAUGCAGGUUGGACAAUCUCCGAAAUCUCAGUCACAAUUUGUGCCCGCCGCCCUGGCCCUGCCCUUGGCUCCGGGCUCCCCGGGAGGAGCUGGAGAGCAGACCAGUGCCGCUCAUCUGCCGCAGGGCGUUAGUGUGGUGGCCAAUGCUGCCAGUCAUGCCAAUGUGGCCGAGGAUGCUGGCAUUGUGGUGGUUCAGUCCCAUCAGCCACCCAAGGUCAAUCCCGACACACAUGCCGUCUUCGAGCUGAAGCCCAUCCAAGCGGAUGUCCAGCAGCCGGCCGUUAGCUUCUAUCCCUUCGUGCAUCCCUGGGAGGCGGUCCUGCCCGAGGACGAAGGUGACUAUGACGAAGAAGAUUAUGACGAAGAGGACUACGAUGACUUCUACUAUGGACCUGGUGGCUACUAUCGGGAUCAGCCCGGCUAUGUGGGUCUGGGUGAGUACGACGAGCAUAUUGUCAGCGAGGACCAACCGAUAUCAACCACAGCGAUUUGGAGCACAAACGAUGAUAGCGAUAUUCAUCCCGUAAUCAAUCAGGCCAACAAGCGGCCAAAUCAGAACAAAAACAAGAAUAAGAAUAAAAAUAACAAGAAUAAGAAUAAGAAGAAUUCGAAUCAGAAGAACAAGAAACGAGUGUCGCAGAAGAAACGUAAGGAGGAGACUGAGCAGAAUCAAGAGUUGGUGACACAAAAGAAGAAGGUCAAAGAGCAGAAGGAGAAGGAUCAAAAGAAGAAGCAGGAUAAGGAGCAGGAGGUCCAGGAGAUGCAGCAGGAUCAGAGUCCCGUAGAUGUUAUCAAGAAGCCAGCUGCUAUGGCACAGUCUUCUCUUAGCAGCAGCAGCAGCAGCAUGUCUUCGGUUAGCAAUUCUUCUGGCAGCAAUUCUUCCGUUCAGAAGAAAAAGAAAAAGAAGAAGAAGCCCAGCAGCAGCAGCAGCAGCAAUAGCAGCCAGCGCAGGACCAAGAAAAAGAAGAAGCAAAGCAGCAGCAGCAGCAGCAGCAGCAGCCUCUCCUCCAGUGGCAACCGGCGUCGCCGUCCCAGUUCCAGUUCAAGUUCCAGUUCCUCCAUCGGUGGCUAUCGUCGCCGCCGGCCCCAGCUGACCCAGCAGCAGAAACGCCGCCAGCAGCAGACGUUGCAGCAACAGCGGCGACGCCGCAAGCAGCAGAAGAACAGACGUCGCAUGCAGCAGCAGCAGCAACAGAAGCGCCGCAGGAAUCGCAACAAGAAUCGGCAAUUCUAUGGCGAUGAGCCCAUCAUCAAUUGCAUCUACAUCAACAAGGAUCCGCCGACGACCACCACGCCGCGUCCCUUCUGGAACAUUUUGGGCCGUCAGUCGGAUGGCCAGAAUGCCAAGGACGCUCAGGCUCCUGGCCAGGAUGAGCCCGUAGAUCCUGUGGCCAAGCAGGCUGUCCUUCAGGCCGUGCGACGCAACUUUGGCGAAUUUGGUGGUCGCAAGCGCACCAACCUGCGUUUUGUGGCCUAG
Drosophila serrata is the source of this 1932-nucleotide messenger RNA. RefSeq lists its product as uncharacterized. Gene Ontology annotation, cellular component: nucleus. The record is from RefSeq and is a predicted model, not a curated record. NCBI's taxonomy places the organism in Eukaryota, Metazoa, Arthropoda, Insecta, Diptera, Drosophilidae.